CUUUCGAUGGCAGUGGGAAGAUGACGAUGGAAUGAUCGGUGCAUUCUGCAAUUCUUCGCUUGGUGAGCGUGAUGGAGGCGAUGGCAAUGCUGCUCCAAGAACCUGUGCGAGAGCCCGACACAGAGACUGCUCUCGCAGCCACUUUGCCUGGGAAAAUCGUGGUGGCGGCUGACGUCGUGGACGAGGCGUUGGUCGUCUGCCAAGUGUGCUUUGACGCUGUCCGUUCGAGCGAAUCCAUCACGCAGAUCUGCCAGGACUCGUGCCAUGGCGUGAUGUGUGCCGAGUGCAUGUCGUCGUAUUUGCGAGUGUGCGCGGAGUCAGCGCCCAAUGCGAUCGUGUCGCGGUUCCUCUGCCCGAUCUGUGUCCGUCCACUCAACAUGCAGCGCUUGAUCAGCACCAUCAAUACAUGCGUCAACGAAUCGGACAUUCGCGCGCAUGAAGUCGCGUUCCGUCGCCGCGUCGAAGCAUCGUGCGAAAUGCUCUGUCCCUCGUGCCACAACACAACCAACCUCCUCACGAACGCCCCCAACGUUGACGCUGCCAUCGACAACAAAAUGCACCGAACCGAAUGGCCUUCCGACUUUCACUUGACCUUUCCCGACGUUCCAGACGAGGUCAUUGCGACCUGUGUGCGGUAUUGCAACCACGACAUGACUGCCGAUGCCCUCCUGGCACACCUCGAACAAGCGGUCGGGCGCGACACCUACAUUGACUUUGCACAGUCUCUCUGGUGGUACAUGUACGACCCCGAGCGCCGCGCCUCGCUGUUCCUGGCCGCCGCGAAGCAUGAUCCGUUUGAAGUGACUCCGUGCUGUGACGCCGACGUGUGCUUUGUGUGUAAACGAGCGGGAACUCACGCUGGGCAGCCCUGCUCGGCAUACUUGCCCGAGAUCGACGACAUGGCUCAGUGCCCUGGGUGCGAUCUCAUGCUCGUCAAAGGCGACGGGUGCAAUGCCAUCACGUGCUUUUGUGGUACGUGUUUUGAGUGGGACGCCCAAGUGAUCCACUACCGCCUCAAGGCGCGCACCGUCCACGUGCUCGCGUCGCACCGCCCUGCAUUUGAAGCGGUUGCCGCGUUCUUGCGGCGCCGUGUGUGGCAGCGCAAGUACUCGAUCUUUGUUGUCGGCCAAAUUCCCAUGUUCGUCCUGCACCAGCGCAUCACAAACCUCGCGCCGGUCCUGUUUUACCCGCCGUGGAGCACAUCGUUUCGCACGCAUCUCGAGGCUUUCAUGGCUCGUCGGCGAGUGAUCAAGGAGACAGCGGCCCGGCGGCGCGACAUCCAACUCCUCGUGACCACCGACCUUCCUCAGCGGGUGCAAGAGCUGCGUCUCGUCCGCCUGCGAUACGCCGUCACGCAACCCGGCUCUGUCUGGCGCACGUCAUUCAAGGCGUGUGUGGUUCGAAAACUCUUUUGCCUGCGGUUUGCCAAACAGAUGCAGAGUGUGCCGCCGAUGGCUGUGGGGCGGUGUGCAGAGCAAUCGAGCGGGCUGCCCAGUCGCGCAUCCCUGCUCUCGUCGCUGCGUGAUCCGUCUGCUCUCGUUCGUUUAAAAUCACGGCAGACGCAAGACCCCACUGGCCGACCUCGAUCCUUGUCUGUCGGAUGUAGUGGUUCGAAUGCAUAACUUACAACACGUCUCCACCGAGCUGCGAUCGA
Aphanomyces invadans is the source of this 1654-nucleotide messenger RNA. RefSeq lists its product as hypothetical. The record is from RefSeq and is a predicted model, not a curated record. The transcript has a single exon. Lineage: Eukaryota; Oomycota; Saprolegniomycetes; Saprolegniales; Verrucalvaceae. The coding region runs from base 72 to 1622 and encodes 516 amino acids.